Molecule: messenger RNA, 453 nt
Organism: Cylicostephanus goldi
Lineage: Eukaryota; Metazoa; Nematoda; Chromadorea; Rhabditida; Strongylidae
Source: the annotation of a GenBank genome assembly
AUGGUGCAGGCAGGCGGCCAUCGACGCCCGUGGGCAGAGGCCGCCAGCAGUGUUUUCGCCGUGGCGUCAGCUCUGCCUUCCACCAUGAACAGCGAGCAGAUUGCUGAUCUGUUUGAAAAGAUUGAAAGUGGGGUUGCAAUCGACCCGUUUCCUCAACUCCCAGCCGAUAUCAAACGAAAUGCCGGUCACUUCGACGUCGUAAAGAUUCUCCUGGAGGCAGGAGCAUCGGUGGACCUGCCAGAUAUGAUGGGAUGGAGUCCGCUGAUGUGGGCUGUUUAUAAAUGUCACCCUGAAGUAGUCGAUUUAUUACUGAACUAUGGAGCUCAUGUAAAUCUCAUCGAUGAAGAGGACGGACUAACCCCACUCAUCGUUGCUUCUGGUCGAGGUUUCACCUCCGUUGUUGAGAAACUUCUUGCAGCAGAUGCCCAGUACCGCUUUGAUAUGGGCUGCUAG